This is a messenger RNA of Alnus glutinosa, 4281 nucleotides long. RefSeq names its product ABC transporter G family member 38-like. The transcript is spliced from 24 exons. Gene Ontology annotation, cellular component: membrane. Gene Ontology annotation, molecular function: ABC-type transporter activity; ATP binding; ATP hydrolysis activity. Bases 559 to 4281 code for a protein of 1240 amino acids. The record is from RefSeq and is a predicted model, not a curated record. Lineage: Eukaryota; Viridiplantae; Streptophyta; Magnoliopsida; Fagales; Betulaceae.
GACACACUUCAAAACGAUGAUGAACAGGCUCUCAAAUGGGCUGCUCUUGAAAGGCUUCCAACGUACGAUCGGGCACGUAAAGGUCUGCUGCAUGGAGUUGCCGGGGACUUCAAAGAAAUCGAUCUUCAGAAGCUUCGGAUUCAAGAAAGGAAGGAGCUGUUGGACAGGUUGAUCAGCAAUGCUGAUAAAAAUGAAGAGUUCUUGAAGAAGCUCAAGAAGAGAAUUGACAGAGUUACUCUGGAUCUGCCAACAAUAGAAGUUCGAUUCGAGAAUCUGAAUGUGGAAGCAAAAUGCUAUCUGGGAAGCAGAGGUUUACCCUCAAUCUUCAACUACUUUUUGAAUAUUAUAGAGGGUAUAGCGCACUGCCUCCAUAUUCUUCCAAGUCAAAAGACGGAGUUCUCAGUUCUUAGAAAUGUUAGUGGCAUUAUCAAGCCUGGCAGGUUGACUCUGCUUUUAGGACCGCCAGGCUCGGGGAAGUCCACCUUACUAAAAGCUUUGUCUGGAAAACUUGACUCGGAACUAAAAUUUUCUGGAAAAGUAACAUACAAUGGCCACGAGAUGCACGAGUUUGUACCCCAGAGGACUUCUGCUUAUAUUAGCCAGUAUGAUGUUCAUCUUCCUCUGUUAACAGUUAGAGAAACCUUAACCUUCUCUGCAAAAUGUCAGGGAGUUGGUACUGGCUAUGAGAUGCUCACGGAGCUUUUGAGAAGAGAGAAGCAACUCAAUAUAAAGCCCGAUCCCUAUAUUGAUGCUUUGAUGAAGGCAUCAGUUUUGAAGGGGCACAAGGAAGUCAUAGUCACGGACUAUGUUCUUAAGCUUUUAGGACUGGACGUGUGUGCUGAUACGAUUGUAGGGAAUGAAAUGAUAAGGGGUAUAUCAGGAGGACAAAAGAAACGUGUCACUACAGGGGAGAUGCUGGUUGGACCUGUAAAUGUGCUCUUCAUGGACAAUAUAUCUAACGGUCUUGACAGUUCAACCACAUUUCAGAUAAUAAACUCAGUCAGGCAAUCAACCCACAUCUUGAACAAGUCUGCUCUUAUCAGUCUUCUUCAGCCUCCGCCAGAAACAUAUGAGCUCUUCGAUGACAUUAUUCUUCUUUCGGAGGGACAAAUUGUGUACGAGGGACCCCGUGAAUAUGUUCUUGAGUUUUUUGAGUACAUGGGAUUCAGAUGUCCCGACAGAAAAGCCAUUGCAGACUACCUACAGGAAGUGAUAUCAUGGAAGGAUCAGAGACAGUAUUGGGUAAAUGAAGAACAGCCUUAUCACUAUAUUUCUGUCAACGAAUUUGCAAAGGCCUUCAAGUCAUUUCCCGUAGGAAGAGCCAUCGAACGCGAGCUUGCCACCCCAUUCAAUAGGUCCAACAGCCAUCCUGCAUCUUUGACAAGAUCCAAAUAUGGAGCCAACGUGAAAGAAUUGAUGAAGGCUUGUUUGUCAAGAGAAGCUAUUCUGAUGAAGAGGAGUGCACCUUUUCAUAUUUUCAAGACAGUUCAACUUGAAAUUUGUGCAAUCAUCGCGGCAACUGUCUUUGCACAAGCCAGAAAGCAUCACAGUACUGUAGAAGAUGGAGUAGUCUACCUUGGUGCUCUUUAUUUUGGGCUCAUGACAAUAAUGUUCUCUGGAUUUUCCGAACUCCCAUCCACCAUUGAUAAGCUUCCUGUAUUCUAUAAGCAAAGAGACCUCCUCUUCUAUCCUUCAUGGGCAUUUUCCUUGCCAGUUUCUAUCCUUGGGAUUCCUGUAUCUUUGAUUGAAGUUGCCUUUUGGGUUGCCACGACUUAUUUUGUAAUAGGAUUUGAUCCAAGUGGGAUGAGGUUGCUAAGACAUUUUCUCCUUCUCACAGCGACCGCACAGAUGUCAUAUUCACUUUUCCGAUGCAUGGCUGCACUGUCUAGGGACCAUGUUGUUGCAAACACAGCCGGAUGCCUUGCAUUCAUUGGGCUUCUGUUGUUUGGUGGAUUUGUAAUAUCACGAGAAAAUGCACCGAAUUGGUUGAUUUGGGGCUUUUGGUUGUCUCCCUUAACGUACGCGCAAACUGCACUUUCAACAAAUGAAUUUCUUGGCAAGGCUUGGAAACAGGUUAAUGAUGGAUCAAAAGAAGCUCUAGGAAUAUCCGUCCUGAAAGCACGAGGGGUGUUCAUCAAUCCGCAUUGGCCAUGGACUGGUCUUGUUGUAUUGAUUGGUUUCAUGUUCAUAUUCAAUGGGAUUUCUGCUUUAGCUCUUGCUUAUCUUAAUCGUAAGCAUUCUCAUUUUCAACAAUACUCAAUAAUUAAUUAUCAAUAUUUUUAUUUUCCUCGAUCUUAUACUCCAGAGAAGUACACUAACAGAAUAAGUGAGACUGAGGGGGAGGAGACACUAGAAAAUGGAACAAGCUCCAGCAGGACAAGCACUAAUAAUGCACCAAAAGACCAUGCAUAUGAAAUGACAGAAGUCACUGCAGUUGGUAGACCUAAGAAGCAAGGAAUGCAUCUCCCAUUCAUGCCCCUUUCCCUGACCUUUGAAAAUAUCAGAUAUUCGGUUGACAUGCCAAAGGCAAUCAAAGAUCAAGGUGUUUUAGAUAAUAGAUUGGAACUUCUGAAGGGAGUUAAUGGAGCUUUUAGGCCAGGAAUCCUGACAGCUCUAAUGGGUGUUAGUGGAGCUGGAAAGACGACACUUCUAGAUGUCUUGGCUGGAAGGAAAAACUGCGGAUAUUUAGAGGGAAGCAUCACCGUUUCAGGCUACCCAAAGAGGCAGGAAACUUUUGCACGAGUUUCAGGAUACUGUGAACAAAAUGACAUUCACUCACCCCUUGUCACUGUUUAUGAGUCCCUCCUAUAUUCAGCAUGGCUUCGUCUCCCAACAGAGGUUGAUCCAAAGACUAGAGAGGCUUUUAUUGAAGAGGUCAUGGAGUUGAUUGAGCUAACACCAUUAAGAGAUGCUUUAGUUGGGUUUCCAAAUGUAAAUGGACUAUCUACUGAGCAACGCAAAAGGUUGACCAUUGCAGUGGAGCUUGUGGCAAACCCCUCAAUAAUAUUCAUGGAUGAGCCCACCACAAGUCUAGAUGCAAGAGCAGCUGCCAUUGUAAUGAGAACUGUGAGAAGUACUGUGGACACUGGAAGAACUGUAGUAUGCACGAUUCACCAGCCGAGUAUAGACAUAUUUGAAUCAUUUGAUGAGCUUGUUCUAUUGACACGAGGAGGUGAAGAAAUAUAUGUAGGUCCUCUUGGGCCACAGUCUCGCCAUUUGAUCAACUACUUUGAGGAAAUAUAUGGAGUUGAUAGAAUUAAAAAUGGUUAUAACCCAGCAACAUGGGCCUUGGAAGUGACAACAAAUGCAAAAGAAGAGGUUUCAGGAAUAAAAUUUGCAGAUGUAUACAAAAGAUCAGAUCUUUUUCGGAGAAACAAAGCUUUGCUUAAGGAGUUGAGUACCCCUCCUCCGGAUUCACAAGAACUCCACUUUCCCUCUAAGUACUCUCGCUCUUAUUCUACUCAAUGCAAAGCCUGCCUGUGGAAACAACACAAGUCAUAUUGGAGGAACACACCAUACAAUGCCGUGCGACUUGUGUUUAGCACUUCAAUGGCCAUUAUUUUUGGAGUUAUAUUCCAAGGUCUUGGCACUAGAAGGGGAACAAAGCAAGAAAUUUUCAAUGGGUUGGGUGCCAUGUAUACUGCACUUAUGUUUUUGGGGCCACAAAGUGCUGGGACAGUGCAACCAGUUUUAGCUGCUGAAAGAACAGUUUAUUAUAGAGAGAGAGCUGCCGGCAUGUACUCUGCUUUGCCUUUUGCAAUUGCACAGGUCACAAUUGAGAUCCCAUAUGUAUUGGCUCAGGUUCUUAUUUACGGGAUUAUAGUUUAUGCAAUGAUUGCCUAUGAAUGGACAGCCACUAAGUUCUUCCAGAACAUGUUCUUCAUGUUCAUCACAAUUCUCUAUCACGUAUACUAUGGAAUGAUGGUCAUGGGAGUAAGUCCUAACAACCAAGUUUCCUCCAUAGUGUCCGGUAUCUUUUACUCAACAUGGAAUCUCUUCACCGGCUUUGUGAUCCCCCGAACGAGAAUUGCUGUGUGGUUGAGAUGGUAUGUUUGGGUAUCCCCUGUAUCAUGGAGUUUCUACGGGUUGGCUACUUCGCAGUAUGGAGACAUCAAAACUAAGCUGGACACAGGCGAGACAGUUGCUGUGUUCAUCAGGGAUUACUUUGGGUUCAGAUAUGACUUCUUGUGGGUGGUUUCUCUUGCACUAAUUGGGUUUUGUGUGCUCUUUGUUUUUGUAUUUGCUGCCUCUUUGAAGGCCUUUAACUUUCAGAAAAGAUAA